CACUAGAAUCUUUUACCACAUACAGAAACAAACAAACAAAAACUUAAAACUAAUAAUACGAAUAUAUUCAAAAUAAUUCAUAUUGUCCACGAUGAAGCGCAUACACGUUGAAAGCUCAGCUCCAAAGUACCAAAGUGGCAAGUGGUCCUGGGACAAGAAACAUGAAUCAUUGCACUUUGAGCAACAUUUCGAUUUGGAGGACGCAAAUGAACGCUACAUUGAUACAAAUGGAUACAAGUUUCUUCGUACGCUCAAUCAAGAGGAAGAAUUGAUCUUUCGACAGGUGUUUGUCCGGCCCAAUACCUCAUACGACCCGGACACGGUGGUGAUCAACGAUGUUCGCAAUUUGGUAUUCUUCUUAAUGCCAAAACAGUUUCUAUCAAUGAAUUUUAUAGAAUUUAUGCACAAGCCUUCAGUCCAUAGACUGUUGCAUGCCUUAAUUAUUUACUUUGAAUAUUUUUUGCGGUUAGUCGAAUUUGUGCUGAUCCGUCGGGAUGAGAUAGCUGGCGAUAUGGCCCAGAUGCAAAGCGAGCAGACGAACGAAAUGAAGCGAAUAUGGUCUUCCUACUUGAGUCAGUAUCGCAUGUUAACAGCUAGAAAUUACUGCGCAAUCUUACUGGGAGCAGGAGAUAUGAAAAAAUAUUACCAUACGAAAGAGAUCGUUAAUAUAUCUUCUACGAUCAAGGACCGAUAUUUUCAUGAGCAGUUUUUGGCUGUCGCCACUCAGAUCGUUUGGAUAUCGAGUCACAGAAGGGCUUAUUACGUAAUUGAAAUGGAAAUGAACCGACUUUUUCGAUCUGACUAUUUCAUAUUGAAUCGAAAAGAAUAUCCGAGUUUUACACCCGCGGAAAAAAGUUUGCUCUAUGGACGUAACAAUAAGUUGGUCAACUAUCGAUACCAAAGUUCCCCGUUGGUUCAGGAGCUUAAAAAUGUUGCCGACCAGGACAUGCCUAUCCUAUGGAUUGGUGAGCGCAAGUAUCGUGGCUCGGAUCCCCGCAUUGCCGAGCUCGAGCUUGAGUAUAUGGUGCCCGGGCCACAGUUGCGAAUGAUCGAUAUAGCACACGGCAUUUUGGGUCACCCAAGGCUGUUGUAUAACACGCUCCUCUCGUUGGACUGGCCUUCGGUACGCUAUCACAAUUUUUCAUCAGCGCACGACCCCUAUUACAUUAUGCGCCAGCCGAAUCUGCGCAUACCCAACAUUGAUGAGGCGGAGGUGCGUAAAAGUUCUCGGAAUCUGGAGCAUUACUACAAGGUAUUUCGCAUCUAUGAAUCUGCCCGCCGCAAUAUCCUUCUUAAUUGGUCAAAUCGGGAAAAGAUAAAAAACUACUAUCUCAGUGGCGGAGUUUUACGCAAUAUUAUUAUGCGUUGCGAGAAGCAAUUGGAAGACGAUGAAGAUAGACCUGAAGUAUCUGAGAUUGUUUCCGAUUUCUUGGAAAUGAUGGCCAGGCUACGUAAAAAGAAAGUCCCAGUUAUGGGAGACGCGACCACCGCGGAAGCGUCUCGUCCUUCUAACUCACAGUACGUGAAAAUUGGCGCCGAAUAUUUUUUCAUAGAGCCAGACGAACGAAAACGACGUAUUGUUCCGAUAUAAUUUUGCCUCCAAUUUUACGAUUUGGGGUCGAAUUCGCUUCGAUGUUUCCUAUGAGACUGUACGAACUUUAUAAACCUAGCCCUUACACAAAACUAAAUUAAAUUCUUACGGUGAAUCUA
Molecule: messenger RNA, 1710 nt
Organism: Drosophila novamexicana
Lineage: Eukaryota; Metazoa; Arthropoda; Insecta; Diptera; Drosophilidae
Exons: 1
Coding region: 92-1591 (499 amino acids)
Biological process (GO): negative regulation of phosphatase activity
Molecular function (GO): phosphatase binding
Source: RefSeq, a predicted model, not a curated record